Molecule: messenger RNA, 1017 nt
Organism: Naegleria lovaniensis
Lineage: Eukaryota; Heterolobosea; Eutetramitea; Acrasida; Naegleriidae
Exons: 1
Coding region: 1-1017 (338 amino acids)
Cellular component (GO): nucleolus
Molecular function (GO): GTP binding
Source: RefSeq, a predicted model, not a curated record
AUGGGAUGUCGAUGUUUGAAUAUCGAAAAGGCCAUUUUAUCAAAACACAUGAAUAAGAAGAUUAUUCUCUUAUUGAAUAAGAUUGAUUUGAUUCCACGUGAAGUUGUCAGACAAUGGCUGGAUUAUCUCAGAAAGGAAUUUCCAACAGUAGCAUUCAAAUCCAACACUCAAAAACAAUCUAAAAAUCUUUCUCAAGGUAGCACAGAUGAUAUGAAAGGUUGUUUGGGAGCAGAUACAUUGAUUCAAUUACUAAAGAAUUAUGCAAGAAGUGAAGAUAUCAAAAAGACAAUUACUGUCGGUAUUAUUGGGUAUCCAAACGUUGGAAAGUCUAGUGUUAUUAACUCUCUAAAGAGACAAAAAGUGGCAGUAGUUGGUUCUAGACCUGGUGUCACAACAUCAGCAAAAGAAAUUCAACUUGAUAGUAACAUCAAACUAAUCGAUAGUCCAGGUAUCAUUUUCUCUUCCGCUUCAUUAGAUUCAGAUGUCAUUCUUCGUAACGCAGUAAGAAUUGAACAAUUAGAAGAUACUGUGGAACCUGUGAGAAUAAUUUUAACAAGGUGUAAACCAGAAAGAUUAAUGGCAAAAUAUUCUAUUUCAACAUUCACAUCAGCUGAAGACUUUUUAACUCAAGUUGCAAAACAAAGUGGUAAAUUAUUGAAGGGAGGAAAACCAAAUAUUCAAGAGGCAGGAAAGAUAGUUUUGAGAGAUUGGAAUACAGGUAAAAUACCUUUCUAUACACUCCCUCCUAAGAGAGCUGAAAAUGUUGUUGACCAAUUCAACAUGGACAAUGCUAUGAUGCAAAUUGAUGACUCCAAUGUUUUGAACAAAUUGACCACCAGUGUGAACGAUCCAACAAAUAAUUUCAUUCCAAUGGUUGCCUCAAAGCCUAUUGAAGAUGAUGUACUUGUCACUGUCGAUUCAGAUGACGAAGAUGGAGAUGAAGAAAUGGGAGAAGGUGAUGAACAAGAACUCGAAGAUGAGGAAGAUGGCUCAGAUAUUGAGGUUGACGAAGAUUAA